Grosmannia clavigera kw1407 is the source of this 438-nucleotide messenger RNA. Its product is annotated as ribosomal protein s23. Lineage: Eukaryota; Fungi; Ascomycota; Sordariomycetes; Ophiostomatales; Ophiostomataceae. The record is from RefSeq and is a predicted model, not a curated record. Bases 1 to 438 code for a protein of 145 amino acids. The transcript is spliced from 2 exons. Gene Ontology annotation, biological process: translation. Gene Ontology annotation, cellular component: ribosome; cytosolic small ribosomal subunit. Gene Ontology annotation, molecular function: structural constituent of ribosome.
AUGGGUAAAGGAAAGCCUCGUGGUCUUAACGCCGCCCGCAAGCUGCGGGACAACCGCCGCGAGCAGCGGUGGUCUGACCUGCACUACAAGAAGCGUGCUUUGGGCACUGCUUUCAAGUCGUCUCCCUUCGGUGGCUCUUCCCACGCCAAGGGAAUUGUUCUCGAGAAGGUCGGUGUUGAGGCCAAGCAGCCCAACUCUGCCAUUCGGAAGUGUGUCCGUGUGCAGCUGAUCAAGAACGGCAAGAAGGUCACGGCUUUCGUCCCCAAUGACGGUUGCCUGAACUUCGUGGACGAGAACGACGAGGUCCUCCUGGCUGGUUUCGGUCGCAAGGGCAAGGCCAAGGGUGAUAUUCCCGGUGUGCGCUUCAAGGUCGUCAAGGUGUCCGGUGUCGGUCUUCUGGCUCUGUGGAAGGAGAAGAAGGAGAAGCCAAGAUCUUAA